Molecule: messenger RNA, 4602 nt
Organism: Bipolaris zeicola 26-R-13
Lineage: Eukaryota; Fungi; Ascomycota; Dothideomycetes; Pleosporales; Pleosporaceae
Exons: 3
Coding region: 1-4602 (1533 amino acids)
Molecular function (GO): protein binding
Source: RefSeq, a predicted model, not a curated record
AUGUGGCGUAGCAAUUGCUUUGAUACUCACGCCGACCGCAGGGCCCGACGCACCAACGGUGCCACGCAAACAUUCCGCCGACCCUCACACGCGACCAGCCUAUCCGGAUCAACAACCCAACCAGCCUCACGAGACCCUCCUGCGCCGCAAAAUUCUUCAACCAGCGCCGGCGUAUAUGUCCCCCCACAUGCACAGCCUGGCCGCAAUGGCAGUUCGUUUGAGGGCCGGUAUUCGCGAGGUCAACUGACGCAGUUGUUCCGGAUACAGCAACAGGCCGGAGACCUCAGCGACGGAUUGUCAGAUUUGUACAUGGGUGUAUGGGAACCUCACGCUACCAACGGGGCCUCGGGCGCGUCCUGGGGCCGCAAAGACGAUCAUGGUGGUGGCAGGGAAGCGCCAAGCGGGGUCGAUCAGUGCUGGGACAAAGACGGCAGCAUAUUGCCGCUGAGUCUUACAGACAUGACCGACGAGGAAAGAGAGAUCUUCCUUUCGUCUGUCAACUCGCCGUUGAAACCCCCCACGCAGAACAACAACAAGGACGGUACUCCCAAAGAACCUCUGUCCUUGCGCAAGUCUUCGGUGUCGCAAGGAGCAGGUACUCCCUACGGUCUGUCCUCGCCCACUGCCUCGCGACCGGGCGCUCGACGUCGCGACACCGGCGAAGCCUACCCCUUCCCCUCCUCCCCCGCUACCUCACGAUUCGCGCGCGAAGAAGGCAGUGCCGUCACCCCGCCGCCUGCUUUGGUACGUCGUCGGACGGAUUACAAGGAGUCUGCAGAGGGUCGUCCGGGUGAAGAACGCGAUCGGGAGAAGGGUGCUGGUGACAACUCAGGUCCCUUUGGUCCUGCGAAGCGGAGCACUACGGCGCCGUUCAGCCCAGGUGCUGGUGCAUCGCCUUGGUCUGCAACGCCUGGUGGUGGCUUUGGUGCAUUUGGAAGCUUCGCCAAUCCACAAGCAGAUAAGAAGCCUGGCUACGGUAGCUUGCGCGGCGAGAGUCGCUUCAAAGGUCUAAUGGGCAAACCAAGUGUUGAGGACUUUGGCAACGGCCCGAAGGACAAAGCUUCGACGAAUAACUUGGGCAAGCUUAGCGAGGCAGAGCCCUCAAAAACUGAUGCAUCGUGGAUGGAGGCCCGCACUAACCGACCAAUGAGCAGCGACACAGAUCCUUUCCCCGACCAUGAACACCCAACGGGCAGUGCUGCGCUUCGCGGCGAAGACGUUAGUCCGCCCCGACCUCAAGGCUUCGGUAAUUUCGCAACGCCCCACCGCCCAGACCACCGUGAUGACUCUGGAUUAUCUGCAUUCGGAAUGACUACCGACAACAUGUAUAGCAAGAAUAAUUUCACAGAGCAGUCGCCCCUCCGUGGAGCUGGUAACGAGCCCAUGAGCCCGACGGAUACCAAUCCAUACCAGAGCCCGCAUCACGCACGGGAUCAGCAUGACGACUCGGACGAUUCCGGCGACCAAAACGCCCACUUUCCUGGCAUGAGCAGCUUCCACAUUGACCAGUCGGUCCACUCAAGCAUUCACAAUGCCUUUGGUGGCCUUGGAGGCCUUGGAAAGGCUGUGCCAUUCGAGACUGCAGCAAGCGAUCGUAGUCAAACCUCCAGCGUUGGCCCCAAUCGAGGUUUUCCUACCUUGCCUGGGCUGGGUGGUGGUCUGCCUGGUCUGGGAGGUGCCUCGGCUUGGCCAUCUCACACCUUGGGUACCCCAACCCGCGAACGCGGCGGUCUCGGUGGCUUUGAAAGUGCUUUCGGAAACGUAGGUGAAGCUCAAUCGCCUUCUCUGGCCGGCCUAGGCAACAGCUCGUUGUUUGGUCAUGGCCAUGGUACAGUAGGCCGCUCUAGCAGGCUCGGCUCCUUGUUCCCAGCUUCUAUGCAAGAGCAGAUGCGAUCAAACGACCCAAAUCGAGCCCCUGUUGACGAUGGAUCUUCACACGGUGAUCGUCAGCAUAGCAUGACUGGCACUUUUGGAAGAAACGCCUUUGGCGGCCAAGCGCCUGCUCGUGAUACGGAUAGCCCUUUCCGCGCAAACCGCAAUCUUUUUGACGACUUUUCUAAUGCCCAUCAUGACGAUCAUAACUCAACAGGACAGCCCCAGAACAUUGCUACUACCUCCCUCUCCAUGGCUGCGUUGAACCCGACCAGGACUGCCCAGCCUUCGACCCCAGGCGUUGGAAGCCCAGCUUCCAGCCAGCCUCCAGUUCCUCAACAGCGUAUGAUGGUCAUGCCUGAUAGAAUGAGGUGGAUCUACCGCGACCCAUCGGGCAAUGUUCAAGGCCCAUUCUCUGGUCUGGAGAUGCACGACUGGUACAAGGCUGGAUUCUUCUCUCCCGAGUUGCUAGUCAAGAAGGCCGAGGAGCCCGACUAUGAACCUCUUGCGCAGCUCAUCCGUCGUAUUGGCAACUCGCGUGAGCCUUUCUUGGUCCCUCAAAUUGGCAUUCCCCAUGGUCCCGCUACAUCCCAGCCUGGUAACUCCUGGGCCGGUGCCGGUCCUAGUGCCGCUGCUGCUCCAGGAGCUCAACCUCCAUUUGCAAACAGCUUCCCGAGCUUCGGAACCACCCUUACUGCCGAGCAACAAAAUGCACUUGAGCGUAGAAAGCAAGAAGAGCAGUACCUCAUGGCUCGUCAGAAGGAGCACCUAGCUGCACAGCAACAAGCCCUUGCCCGCCAAGUCCAGAUGGGAGUAAUACCAAACCAGCUCAAUCACCACUCCAGUGCACAUAGUCUGCACAGCCAGCCAAGCUUUGGUAGUAUCACAUCACCUGGCGGAUAUCAGCCAUCGCCCCCGCAGGGAGCCGUACCAGGAGCACCUGUUCCUGGGCUAAUUGAUAGUACCUUCAGAGCUGGUCCAGGUCCAGUACCUGGUCUAGGCCCUAUUGGCCCUGGUAUGGACAUGAUGAACAAUCGCAGAGACCAAGAUGUGCCCGCCAUGAUGGAUCGUCUCAACUUGGGACGGAACAAUCAGCCCCAGUUUGGCUUCGGUGGACAACAGCAGGACCAAGAUGCACAUGCACAAUAUGUGGCUUCAGUGAUCGGCGAUCGGGCUCGCUUGAAGCGCGAACAAGCAGAACAUGAUGCCAUGAUCCGCCAGGGCAGCGCUGAAGACGUACAGGCUGCUCGCAACUUCGCCGAGCGCUUUGCCGAGUUUAAUGAGCUGCGAGUCCAGACAGAUAUGGAACAACCAAAGGCAGUCCCUCCACCAGAGGGUGUCAUUGGAAAGCCUUCAUCUUCGUCGGCUCAGCAAUCACAACAAGCUUCUGAGCCUGCAUCGCCCGUUGGCGCAGAUGGUCAAGAACAACAAUCUGAAAACAAGGAGCAGCCAUCCUCUACUGGACAAGAGCCACUAUCGCUUACUGAACAAGUGCAGAAGGCUGCUUCUGCCAAACAAUCUCCUCAAUCUGCAAGUGCGUGGAACAAGGUUGAGCCCGCAAUUUUCCCAUUCCCGCCGCCACCAUCCCAGUCUCCUCUUCCUGCACCUGCCGCCCAGAGGAAACCAAUUGUUGCCGAAAAUCUCAAUGCCGAAUCUCGCUCGGGUGCGGCAACCCCAGCUGCCGAUACCCCAAGCGUCUCAGUUGCGCCAUGGGCGAAGGAGCCUGUCAACGCAUCCCAUGGUCCUUCUCUGAGGGAGAUCCAAGAGAUGGAAGCAAAGAAGGCGGCAGAGCGAGAGGCUGUCGCAGCUGCAGCUCGUCGCGAAGCAUUCGAGAAAGAACUUCAGGCUCAGAACCAGUCGCCUGCGGUGCAACCCGGUUUACCUUCCAGUUCAACUUGGGCAAGCGGUGCAUCUCCCGUCACACCCAGUGCAAACAAUGCUUCCGUAUGGACCAAGCCUGUGACAAGCAAGGUUGCCGCACAGCCGACUCCAAGUUCCAAGAAGACGCUUCAGCAAAUUCAGAAGGAGGAGGAAGCUCGAAAGCAACGUGCCGCUGCUCAGAGUGUUGCUGCAGCCAAUGUAUUUGGAUCACCAGUCCCACCACCAUCUGCCGGAAAGCGAUAUGCUGAUUUGGCGGGUAAGAGCACCCCUGCGUCGCCUGCAGGACCUGCAGGGCCUCCUGGUAGCAGCCCAUGGACCACGGUUGGCGCAAGUGGAAAGGUCAAGGCACCAGGUGGUACGACAACGCCCGUUCCUGGCGCCGUUCGCUCGGCUAGUUCUACUAUAGUGCCCUCUCUCGCUAAGAAGCCCACAGUCGCUCGCAGUAGUACUGCAGGAGCACCAUCUGGCAAGCCGAAUGCGGAAGAAGAAUUCCGCAAGUGGGCCGUCAAUGAGCUCCGCCAUGAUCUUAACAAGAACAUCAAUGCGGAGGACUUUGUCUCAUCUCUUCUCAGCUUCCCUGCUGACGCCGAACUCAUUACCGAGUCCGUUCAUUCCGCCUCCAGCACGCUCGACUCUCGCCAUUUCGCCGAGGAGUUCCUUCGCCGCCGUAAGCUAGCGGACAAGGGCAUCAUUGAUGAGCGCAACACUUCCUCUCCUGCUGAGAACAAGGCUGCAGGAAGCGGAUGGUCUGAAGUUGCCAAGAAGGGUGGCGCCAACGCAACCCAGCAGCAACCCCUGGACUCGAGCAACUUCAAGGUUGUUGCUCCUAAGAAGAAGACCAAGCGGUAG